AAUACUAGUCUAUAUAGCCAGGCAAUAUCAACAUGGCUUGCAUGUUGAAUUGUUGAACGUAUCUUAACGUUUAGAAUAGAUUGAUCCUAAAUAAAAACAUAUGCAGCUUAUGUACAGCCGACCGCUCUCCGGGACAUACAGAAAGACUUCGAUAAGCGAGAGAGUUUAUUGAGACAACCAGGACCCUUUGACCUUUGACCUUGAACGCUCCUCCCGAGACACCGCUGUGUGUGUACAGGCAGAUAUGGCCCUGCCUUUCAAUGGGGUUGUUACAAGUUCACCUAUAAAGAGAAAGAGAGAAACAACAUUGGCUAACGAGUCAAGUCAAAGCCUGGGCCUGUCCCUCCUGUCAUCUCCAGAUUCAUCAUACGAGUGUUACUCUGUGAACCCCGUGACGGGCUCCCCCAGCUCCUGCCGCCGGAGCCCCCGCCUCCUCAACAACGGCUACUACGUUCUGACUGAGGACAGCUACACCUGGGAUGACGAGGGCAAUGUCUCUCUCACCCCCUCCAAAAUCAAACUGUCCUACAAAGAGAAUCUAGUCAGAAUCUUCAGACGCAGGCGGAAGGCCCGCCGGUCUCUAGCUAGUCUGUUUAGUGACAUGACUGAGACGUGUCAGUCAUGGCUGGAUGAGAAAGUGUUCGGAGGGGUGCGUCACCCACCUCUUGCAGAGUCCUCCUGGAUGGAGCAUAGCACCACCGAUUUGGACACCAGCUGCAGCUUCACUUAUGAUGACAGUGAGACCAUGCCCACGAAGUUGGCUCACGAGCCCAUGGUGCAGGAGGAGAUCAUCACGGAGACCUGCGUCCACCAGGAGCAUUUCGGCCAAUCCCUGGGUGGCCUUCUGGAUGUCCCGCCCCCCUCAGCCUUCCUCUCCAAUAGCUGCUGUCCCCCUAAACCCCAGCCAGCAGAUUUUCCCAUGGCGAAAGCUCUCUUCAUAAUUCUCAUGGUCUUUAUCUUCUCUGCCAUAUUUUCAAGGUGUCUGUUGUGGGGACUGACAACGGCAUUCACCACCUUUAUAUUGAUAAUGAUAUAUCUGUUUGUCUCACAAUCUGGGCCCAUGGGCAAGUGGAGAAAAGCGAAGACCGAGGAUAUUACAUCAAAGAAUGAGUAGAUGAAAGCUGUGCACACACACACACACACACACACACACACACACACACACACACACACACACACACACACACACACACACACACACACACACACACACACACACACACACACACACACACACACACACACACAAUAUCUGUUUACUCAUGAAAUGAAUCUAUGAUAAUGAAAAGGGUGGAUGUGGACCACAAGAAAAAGAGUCAUAUAGAUUCUUACAUUUCAUUAGAUAAAUGCGUGUAGAUUGCACUUGCACAUAAUGUAACACGAGUUCCAUUAAUCUGGUCAUAAAAGCAGGCUAUUGGGCUCAAUUGAGCGGGUAUAGGGUGACACUGGUCAUGCAAAAAUGAGCACAGAUCAGUGGAAUAAAUACAAAAAAAACACAUAAUAAUAUAAUAUAAUCAAAAGCAAUUUAAUUUGAAACUCCACAAAGAUGUGCAUUAGGAGAAGAUGAUUUUAACUGUAUUUUUGUAAACCACGAUGCAUUGCGUAUUUGGAACUUGUAUUGGAUAAUAUGCCUUCCGGACAUUGCUAGUUAUUUUGCUCACUGAUCACUGCCAUUUGCUUGUCUAAGAUGUUUCCCAUAAUCCUGAAUAUAAAAAUAAGUCGGUAAUAUUCAUAUCAUAUAUUCAUAUCAUAUAUUAUGCACACAUGUUUUUAAUAUAUGUUUUUAAUAUAUUCUUCAAAUACCUGAAUUGAUAUUGUUGAUAGUUGAUCUUGGGUUUUUUAGGGCUGUCCAGUGUUACUUAUUUUCUAGCUUCCAGUAUUUUGAAUACAAUUGCAGGGCCAUUAAAGUAGAAGUGGCUUGCAGUCUGAGACCUGUUUUUUCCUCACAAAAAUGACAGCUGCAACUUUUAAUCUGAAUAGAAGCUAAUGGAAAUACAACAUGCUAAGUGCCUUCGUUAGCCUGGCUUAGCUAAUAGCAUGCUGUGCCUGCUAAACAAAACAGGCCUACAUAUCAGUAGGCAGUAGACUGCGGAAUCAGAUAACAGCCUAUCUCCUCAUGGUAGUGCUGAAACGCGUAUAGAAAUGUUUCUAUUCAAGGGAUAUGGGGAGGAGGUGGUCAUUUCCAUAAUACUCAUACCACUAGCUGCCUCUUGUGGUUAACCACAACCACUUAUCAGUGGAUCACAAUAAUAGAAUGUGAAUGUUGAGGAUAAUGACGGCGGCAAUGAAUAAAACAAUCGCCCUUUGACUCAUUAAAUGGGAUAAUGUUGAGUAUGUAAUGGCAUUGAAGGCUGAGGGAAAGUGUGUUUUCUGUCAGGAAAAGGAACAGGGCACAGCAAGUGAAUAAAGUUCAUAUCGUAUAGCUUUAUAAAGUUGAAAUAUGAGUCAUGUUUGGACCUCAAACUACAGCAGGAUUUUUUGAGAAUCUAAAAGUAGGGGAUUUGUACUUUAAUAAUGAGUUCUUCUUUUUGUACAUCUCAACUCGCCAUUCUUUGUAAGACGUUGCAUGUUGUUGGUCCUUUAGAAAAGCUGUAUCUAAUUGUCUCCAUAUAUGUACUAUGUGUCCAGACGAAAGUGACUUGAGAAGUAUUGCUGUAUGUAUUCACUCCAAGUGCCAAAUCUGAAUGAUUUUACAAUGCUGACCAGAAAGUGUUAAAUCACCAAUACUUCAUCAAUAAGCCAAAAUUAAUAUAUUUAAAAAAAGUUGCCAGUAGACACCAUUUUAUUGCUAGUUUAUUGUAAACAAAAGCUAAUGUACAUACUACAGUAUAUGAAGACAACAUGGCUGUUAUUUCUUUGUAAUAUUCAUGAUUUACUGGCAUAUACUGAAUGUACUUUACAAGACCUUGAGAUUUAAGCAAUUUCCUAUUGUGUACAUUUGGUCACUUACAGUACCUUUACAUAAACCAGUUUGAAAUGUUACUUUUUUAAAAUAAUCAUAAUUUCUAAUGCUUUGAUACUCAACUAGUUUCCACAUUUGCAAAAUGUGUGGUUCUUUGUAAUGCAUGUUUAUCUUUUGCACUCAUAUUGGAUGUAUCUGAAAAUGUAAUCAGUUGUACUGUUUUUAUAUUCUUUAAUAGUUAAUGAGCUAUAUUGCACUGAAAUGUUCAUCUUUUCUAACAGAUGUGUAAAAUAGUUCAACUCAAUUGGCGUAUACAACAUUAUUAAAUGUCAUUUUUUAUAGUUGUC
Molecule: messenger RNA, 3249 nt
Organism: Oncorhynchus gorbuscha (pink salmon)
Lineage: Eukaryota; Metazoa; Chordata; Actinopteri; Salmoniformes; Salmonidae
Gene: tmem71
Product: transmembrane protein 71
Exons: 10
Coding region: 245-1114 (289 amino acids)
Source: RefSeq, a predicted model, not a curated record